Molecule: messenger RNA, 1377 nt
Organism: Anopheles marshallii
Lineage: Eukaryota; Metazoa; Arthropoda; Insecta; Diptera; Culicidae
Exons: 5
Coding region: 1-1377 (458 amino acids)
Source: RefSeq, a predicted model, not a curated record
AUGUGCAAUUGCUGCAAAUGUAUUUUUAGCUGCUGGGAAGACUUUUAUUGGAAUUGUAUCGAGGAGAAGUUCUGUUUCGACGAAUCGUUAGUAAACUACGACCCGGAUGAGGAUGAGCAUGCGGCUAAGAGCAGAAACAAGAACGGAUAUUACGGUGGUGCGGCGGGUGACUCGGGAGAGAACAACAAUGCACCGAUCUGCCGGCAGCCGGGCGUUUCGUCCGGUGGAAGCAUUGCCCGCAACAUGUCCAUGAGCUCCAAAAUACACGAGGACGACCUGCGACGUGAGAUUCAAACCAACGUUCCAAUGCUGGCACCGGAAGUGAUGGCCAUCUUUGCUAAUUCGCAAAUUUUCCAGUCCAGCGCACCGCCGAAGCAGCAGACGUCAAAAGCGACCUCGCCGGCGUCGGUGAAGUUUGCCAUUUCCGAUUCCGGUUCACCGAUCGAGGUGACACCGGUGGGCAACACCGCAGGCAAACAGGGCAACGAUGAAACGUUGCGCGAGGAUGGCGCCGGCGGUCGGGAACUGAGCUCCGAUAAGCUGCUGCAGCGACUCGAAGGUACUACUACUACUACUACUACUACCAGCGGCAGCCUGUCAGACGAACGUGACAGCCGAGUCGUCGUUAUUCCAGCCAUCGUGGAGGAGGAAGACGUAUCAGACGAGCUGUCGGGUGAUUCGGAGGUCGUGUUGCGACCACCACGUAAUUUCUCCGACCUGAGCCUUUCAAAGUCGAUUCCCAGCAACAAGACGAUAGGCCUUCUGCAGGCAGAAAUGCCAUACUUUGCGAUCCGACCGGCUAGUGAGAAUGACAUAUUUACGAUAUCUUCCGGUGCUGGUGGUGUUAGCGGUGGCGGUAGUGGUGGAGCUGGUGGUGCCGGAGGUAGUACGUACAACUCUAUCAGUAUGACACCGGAGGUUCCGGCCAUCUCGUACUCGAACCUGCCGAAGAACUACCUAGAGACGCCCGUUAUCGAGAAGUACCGGGAAUCGGUCAGUCUGUACUCGAUCCAAACGGCCGGCAUUAACAGGCAGUCGCAGACGGAUGAUCUAUCGAUGCCGCGGUACUACGGCAAAUCGGACCUGUUUGUGUCCGGAAUAGAUCGAGCCAACAGUCGCAGUGCCGAUGCGGUAGAAGUAGACCAUUCGGAUGACGGAAGCGGUUCGCUGUCGCUUAGUAGCAGCUCGUUGGCGAAGGGACGCUCCAGAAAUGUGGAACGUAGCAAGCGCCUGAUGAAUCUACGCACUGCACUACCUCCGCUGAAUCUGGGACUCGUUCGAGGUAGUUCAGCAUCAAAUUUGCGCGAUCGGCGCGAAGAUCGCGAAUCACGGGAACGUGACAAAUCGACCAAACCGAAGGAAGGACUACGUGUUUAA